UCGAUUAAGGCACAUAUUCAAUCCCGACUUAGAACUCUCUAACGCUGAGAUACAUUUGAAUUGUUUUUUAGAUUCGAAUCGCACCGAAAGUUCCAGGGUAUACAACUAGUGUAGCACAGAUGCAGGUUUGUAAGGUACAGUUGGUGGCGCUGCUGCUGCUGCUGAGCUGCGGCAUGUACAGUCACGGCAGCAAGAUCCUCGUCAUCGCGCCGUUCGGCACCAAGAGCCACUGGCAAUUCUUUGGCGAGAUUGUCAAGACUCUCGCUAAUCGAGGACAUCAUGUGACGUCACUGACAUCACUGCCGAUGAUACGCCACGACAACGUCACUGAAAUAGACCUUGACAUUGACCUGGAUCCUAUUAUCCCGAACACGUUCGAAAAUCGCGGUUGGGGGGUGAGCGUUAACCUGUUGAAGAGGAUGCCCGGGAUGUGCGCUGAAGCGUUGUCGAGGAAACAAGUGCAAGAUAUUAAAAUUGAUGAAUACGACCUGAUAUUUAUCGGCCUCUUUGUCAGUGACUGCUUUUAUGGACUCUUAGAGGAUACCCAAGUUCCAAUGAUAACCAUGAGCCCGAAUGGGCUCGUCUCGUACGCCCAUGAGCUAGAGGGAAAUAUAGAUUUCCCUUCGUUCGUACCGAUGAUGGGUACGACGAUGUUGCAUCCGUUGACGUUCACACAGCGCCUUCUCAAUACUUUAGCGAACCUCUUCAGUCAUGCUCUUACUAAGUAUUAUUAUCUUCCGAGUGUUGAAAAAGCAUGCAAAGAAGCUGCCCUAUGCCGGCCUAACAUGAGAUCUAUUGAAGAAAUCGCUGCAAAAUCUGCAUUCCUGUUCAUUAACAACGUGCAGGCCCUGGAGACGCCAGUGCGGCCCUACGUGCCGGCCGUGAUCCACGCGGGGGGCCUCAACUGCCGGCCCGCCCAGCCGCUGCCGGAGGAUCUUGCAUCCUGGAUUGAAGGCUCGGGCGACGCGGGCGCAAUUUACUUCAGCCUGGGAUCCUUUAUAAAGCCGAAAGACAUGCCUGAGAAAUUCCGUCAGGUGUUUGUGAAGGUUUUCUCGACUCUUCCCCAACGCGUGAUAUGGAAAUGGGACGAGGCGUCGAUGCCAGGCCUGCCCCCCAACGUCAAGCUGGCCAAGUGGCUCCCGCAGCAGGAUAUCCUGGGUCACCCUAAGGUGCACUUGUUCAUCACCCACGGUGGGCUGUUCAGCACGCUGGAGGCUAUUUACCACGCUGUUCCCAUCCUCGGCUUCCCUGUGUUCGCCGACCAAGGCAGUAACAUGAUCAAGUCUACAGCCGAUGGCAUUGCCGAGACCAUCGACUGGGACGAUCUUUCGGAGGAUUUGCUAAAUAAUACUAUACACAAAAUGUUGACCGACCAGAAAUAUCAGAAGACUGUCAAUCAUCGCUCGCAACUGAUGCGGGACCAGCCGAUGUCUCCCCGAGAUGUUGUGGUUUACUGGACCGAGUACGCCAUCCGCCACAAAGGGGCGCCACAUCUGCAGUCCCCUGUCAAGGGAAUGGCUUGGUACCAGAUCUAUAACGUCGACGUCUGGCUGUCCUUGAUUGUGAUCUCACUCGCGUGUCUCUAUUUGGACAUAAAAAUAUUAAUUGCUCUGGUGAGACGAUGCUGCUAUAGGACCAAGACCACCGGUGAGCUCAAGAAGAAAAAAGAGUAGCCUGUACUCAACUUGGGUGAUAAAAAUGGGUCUCUAAGACAAAUGAAAAACUGAAAAAAGAGUAGCCGUGGGAAUACGUGCCAUCCACUUAGACAAUAUUCUACUCCUGCAAUAAAGCACAUAGCGUCACAUAUCAUGCAAUUUAACGGGGUUACAAAAUCACAGCAAAAAUUAUUUACAUCCUGAUCUAGACAAGUAGUCUAUAAUGAAGCAAGUAUCGAACCUACUGAUGCUUAAUUAAAUUUAAAAUAAAAGUUCGAGGCAAUUUUCGUUGAAAACCACCGGGAAUAUAAGGAAUGAAAGGAAAAAAUUCUUGUGGAUGACAUGGGUUUCAUUGACGAUAUAAGUUUUUGAUAAUCCGCAUAUUAGUAAUCUGAUACAUUUCUGUAAAUAGGUUUUGUCGUAAGUUUGAUGUCAUUGAAUAUUUAUUGCCUUUGAUAUUGUGAAGUUAUUUAAAACUAUGGCACUGAAUGAAAGAAACAGUUAAGCUUAUACUGCAAAUAUUUGUAUUAGGAAUCUAAUAUUAAUAAGAAAUAGAAUUUUAGUAAUUUUUAAAGUGCGUUUGAAUUGAGAUCAAUGGUUGCGGAUAGAUAAGAUCAGACUAAACGUUUACUAGAGGGAGGAAACACGUGUUCCACUUGUAACUCGUACUACAAGUAACUGGAAGGUAAAAAUUGAAUACACACCUUGUCAGUACCGAGGACCAUUAUAAAAACGGCGAAGAACUCCUCAUUUUUAGAAUAAUGCCAAAUGUUGAAAGUGCAAUACAAGAUUUUAUAGUGACUAUUUUCUCUUUUUAUUGAAAUGAAUAAAAUUGAACGACUUGUA
Molecule: messenger RNA, 2501 nt
Organism: Hyalella azteca
Lineage: Eukaryota; Metazoa; Arthropoda; Malacostraca; Amphipoda; Hyalellidae
Product: UDP-glucosyltransferase 2
Exons: 10
Coding region: 120-1673 (517 amino acids)
Molecular function (GO): UDP-glycosyltransferase activity
Source: RefSeq, a predicted model, not a curated record